This is a messenger RNA of Lemur catta (Ring-tailed lemur), 2151 nucleotides long. RefSeq names its product carbohydrate sulfotransferase 9 (gene CHST9). Gene Ontology annotation, biological process: proteoglycan biosynthetic process; carbohydrate biosynthetic process. The transcript has 5 exons. Gene Ontology annotation, cellular component: membrane. NCBI's taxonomy places the organism in Eukaryota, Metazoa, Chordata, Mammalia, Primates, Lemuridae. The coding region runs from base 192 to 1523 and encodes 443 amino acids. Gene Ontology annotation, molecular function: sulfotransferase activity. The record is from RefSeq and is a predicted model, not a curated record.
UAAGUCUUCAGUGUUAAUAUACUGCAUGUGUAUGCCAUAUUUGGGAAUAAAUGUCGUGAGACCUAUACAAUGUGCUCUGUUUUGUUUUAAUUUCAGGUUACUUCAUGGAAUGGGCCCUUAGAGAACAAGCAAGGAUUGAAGCUUUAUGGGAAAACAAAUUAUGUUUUCUUCGGAUUCAGAACUGAAGAGAAAUGCAGCCAUCUGAAAUGGUCAUGAACCCCAAACAAGUCUUCCUCUCUGUACUGAUAUUUGGAGUAGCAGGGCUACUCCUCUUCAUAUAUUUGCAAGUCUGGAUUGAAGAACAACAUACAGGGAGACUGGAGAAGAGAAGAGAACAAAGAGCAACUUCAGGAUGGGGGCCAGUAAAUUACUUGCAACCUGUAGCCAGACUCAUGACUACAGAAAAAAUCCAGGAACAUAUCGCCAACCAGAAACCCAAGUUUCUCAUGCCUGAGGAUCUAAAAGAGAAAAAAGAAAAUCUUCUACUCAACUCUGAAUGGACUAUUAAGGUCUUAACAAAGACAAGCCACUCACAGGGAGAGGAUCAAGCUUUGAGUAAGACCACAGGGUCACCGACAAUUGAUUUGACUGAAAAACAUCAAGGAGCUAAGAGUCUUUUCAAGAAGUUCAGCAAAAUGAAUUGGCCACUGGACAUUCACCCUUUAAACAAAAGUUUAGUCAAAGACAAUAAAUGGAAGAAAACUGAUGAGACCCAAGAGAAACGCAGGUCUUUCCUUCAAGAGUUUUGCAAGAAGUACAGUGGGGUGAGUCAUCCUCAGUCACAUCUUUUUCAUAUGGUAUCCAGAAUCUAUGUAGAAGACAAACACAAAAUCUUAUAUUGUGAGGUGCCGAAGGCUGGCUGUUCCAACUGGAAAAGAAUUCUGAUGGUACUAAAUGGAUUGGCACCCUCUGCAUACAACAUCUCCCAUGAUGCUGUCCACUAUGGGAAGCAUUUGAAGAAGCUAGAUAGCUUUGACUUAAAAGGCAUAUAUACUCGUCUCAAUACCUACACCAAAGCUGUGUUUGUUCGUGAUCCCAUGGAAAGAUUAGUAUCAGCAUUUAGGGACAAAUUCGAACACCCCAAUAGUUAUUACCAUCCAGUGUUCGGAAAGGCAAUUAUAAAGAAAUAUCGACCAAAUGCCUGCAAAGAAGCAUUAAUUAAUGGAUCUGGAGUCAGAUUCAAAGAGUUUGUCCACUAUCUCCUGGAUUCCCACCGUCCUGUCGGGAUGGACAUUCACUGGGAAAAGGUCAGCAAGCUCUGCUAUCCGUGUUUGAUCAACUACGAUUUUGUAGGGAAAUUUGAAACUUUGGAAGAAGAUGCCAAUUACUUUUUGCAGUUGAUUGGUGCUCCAACAGAGCUGAAAUUUCCCAACUUUAAGGAUAGGCACUCUUCCGAUGAAAGAACCAAUGCCCAAGUCGUGAGACAGUAUUUAAAGGAUCUGACUAGAACUGAGAGACAAUUAGUCUAUGACUUUUAUUACUUGGACUAUUUGAUGUUUAAUUAUACAACUCCAUUUUUAUAGUUUGCAUUCAUUUUCUAAAGCCCUGUAUUUACUUAAGAAUGAUGAGUUCAAAUUAGCUACUGAAAUUUUCCUGUAAUUCUCUGUAAGAGAGAAAAUUAAAUAAUGCCAGUUGUCUUGACUUAAUGAAGACUUUUACCAAAUAGUAUGACAUCAACUGGCACAAAGUUAUAGGAAAAUCACCUAAAGGAGACAUGUAAACAACUUGAGUUGCUCUAAAAUGUUUGGAAAGAGCUGCUUUUGCAUCAUGGAUACCAUUGUUGCAGCAAUAACCUAGCCAGCUGUUACAUUAGCUAAAACAGCCUCUUGCAAUGGUAGGAAAAGGAUCUAAAUAGCAUGAGUGUAUGUCUACAUCCUGCAAUUUACUGUCUAAAGUGCAUGAAUAUGUUUUUGGCCAUCUAAGCAUAUUAAUUAAACUAUUGACUAGUUUUCUUACACCCUGGAAAUCUUCCUGUUAACUGUAAUGAUAAAUCCACUUUGAAAUGAUACUUUGGACUUAGUCAUUUUACUUUAGAUUGGAAGGCAUUAUGUGAUUUACAAUAUGAGACUAUAGCAGAAAAACCAGAUGAGGCUAUGGCUUUUUAUAUUCAACAGCCAAUAAAAAAUGCACAACAUGCUAAGAUCAAAGCAA